UUGGAGCGCAGAGUGCUAAGGCAGAGCUUGGGCGGACUGUAUCUUAAUACUGCCUUCUUCUCAGAUCCCCGCCGGAAGUGGAGGUAAGAGACGACUCUUGGCGAUGAGCGUUUAUAAGAGUGUGGGCUUUGAGAUUAGGAUUGUCUACUUGAAGUGAAGCCAAAGGCGCCCUCCAUCCAGGAAUAAGGAAGAAAGCCUGCAUAGGUAAACCCGUCUCUACUGAAGCUAGACAUCAUGAUGAAACACAAAAAUAAAAAGCCAGGUAAAGGUUCCAAAGGCUGUAAAAAGGUAUGUUGGCCUCACUUUCAGCCUGCUAAGCACAGUGGGGAGAAAGCAUCCUCCAAAGCAUUCUCUGCUACUCAGUUUCACUCCAAUGAUCAUGCCAAUCGGGAGGCUGAAUUAAAGAAGAAAAGGGUUGAAGAGAUGAGAGAGAAGCAGCAGGCUGCUCGAGAACAAGAGAGACAAAGACGCAGGACAAUUGAGAGCUAUUGUCAGGAUGUCUUUAGGCGCCAGGAGGAAUUUGAGCGCAAGGAAGAAGUUAUGCAGGAAUUAAACAUGUUUCCUCAACUGGAUGAUGAGGCCACAAGGAAGGCUUACUAUAAGGAGUUUCGUAAGGUUGUGGAAUACUCUGAUGUGAUUUUGGAAGUCCUGGAUGUCAGGGACCCAUUGGGCUGCCGCUGUUUCCAAAUGGAGGAAGCUGUCCUCCAGGCAGAAGGCAACAAGAAGUUAGUCCUGGUCUUAAACAAGAUCGACUUGGUCCCCAAGGAAGUUGUAGAGAAGUGGCUGGAAUACCUUCAGAAUGAGCUACCAACUGUGGCUUUCAAGGCCAGCACCCAGCAUCAGGUCAAAAACCUGAACCGUUGUACUGUGCCAAUAGAACAUGCCUCCAAGUCGCUGCUGAAAAGCAAAGCCUGCUUUGGAGCUGAAAACCUCAUGAGGGUUCUGGGGAACUACUGUCGCCUUGGUGAUGUGCGCACCCAUAUUCGUGUGGGUGUUGUGGGCCUUCCCAAUGUUGGUAAGAGCAGCCUGAUUAACAGCUUGAAGCGAAGCCGUGCAUGCAGCGUGGGAGCUGUUCCUGGGGUCACCAAAUUCAUGCAGGAGGUCUAUCUGGACAAGUUUAUUAGACUACUGGAUGCCCCAGGCAUUGUCCCAGGACCUAAUUCAGAAGUGGGUACCAUCCUGCGCAAUUGCAUCCAAGUGCAGAAGCUGGCGGAUCCCGUGACCCCAGUGGAGACCAUCUUGCAACGCUGUAACCUGGAGGAGAUAUCCAACUAUUAUGGUGUCUCUGGGUUCCAGACCACUGAGCAUUUUUUGACUGCAGUGGCUCAGCGCUUGGGGAAGAAGAAAAAGGGAGGCAUAUACAAUCAGGAGCAGGCAGCCAAAGCUGUCCUGGCUGACUGGGUGAGUGGGAAGAUCAGUUUCUAUACACUUCCACCUGCCACCCAUACUCUGCCCACUCAUCUCAGUGCUGAGAUUGUUAAAGAGAUGACUGAGCUCUUUGAUAUUGAAGAUACUGAGCAAGCCAAUGAAGAUACUAUGGAAUGCUUGGCUACCGGAGAAUCUGAUGAACUAUUCGGUGACAUGGACCCACGCGAAAUGGAUCUCAAGUGGCUUCAUUCUCCAUUGGUGAAAAUGGCAGAUGCCAUAGAAAAUAAAACCACUGUGUAUAAGAUCGGCGAUUUCACUGGAUAUUGCACCAAUCCAAACCGUCAUCAGAUAGGAUGGGCGAAGCGCGAUUUGGACCACCGCCCUAGGAACAACAAUAUGGUGAAUGUUAACUCUGUGGACCGCCGCCCAAUGCUGCAGAAGAUCAUGGAGACAGAACCCCUGCAGCAGGGCCAGGCUCUGGCAUCUGCCCUGAAGAAUAAGAAGAAGAUGCAGAAGCGCACAGAUAAACUUGCCAGCAAGCUGUCUGAUUCCAUGAUGUCUGCCCUUGACCUCUCUGGCACUGCUGAUGAUGCUGCCAGUGACUGAUCAGCUGAUCUUAUUCCUUCUCUACUCUGAGUGUCAGCUUAUGUUUAUGUUUUCCUGAAGCACCUGCGUAUUAAAAGCACCUUUCAUUCUCUUUACCCUUAAAGGAGCCCCAAGCACCUGAAAUUGCCAAACCCAGUAUCCUUUAACCCUUACUCUGUUGUACAAGUUAAAUAAAGGAAAUUCUCAGCAGA
Messenger RNA from Erinaceus europaeus (western European hedgehog), 2165 nucleotides. RefSeq names its product G protein nucleolar 3 like (gene GNL3L). Gene Ontology annotation, molecular function: GTP binding. The transcript has 16 exons. The record is from RefSeq and is a predicted model, not a curated record. Gene Ontology annotation, cellular component: nucleolus. Lineage: Eukaryota; Metazoa; Chordata; Mammalia; Eulipotyphla; Erinaceidae. The coding region runs from base 235 to 1974 and encodes 579 amino acids.